UUGAUGGCGCUCUCUCGUUGUAUCGUGAUUGCUAUUUUUUUAGUAGCUACUUAUAUAAACAAUGUCUUCUCACAAAUCGAUACUCAGUACUAUAAAAUACUUGGAGUGAAACCCUCAGCCUCUCAAAGUGAAAUUAAAAGGGCUUAUCAUAAACUAGCCAAACAGUUACAUCCAGAUACCAAUCCUGACCCCCAAGCACACGAUAGCUUUACUAAAGUAGCUGAAGCAUAUUCUGUUCUAAGCGAUGAAGAAAAACGGGAAGUUUAUGAUAACUACGGGCUAGAGGCUUUAAAAAACGAAAAUAAAGGCGAUGGCGGUGGUGGCUUCGGCGACAUACUCAGCCAUUUGUUUGGCGGCUCAUCCUCUCAAAGCAAAAAAAUGCCGGAUAUUAUUUUCCCGCUCCAAGUUUCCUUAGCGGAAGUCUACUCGAAAAGAUUUAUUAAAAUCGAGAUAAAAAACCAGCGGCUUUGCCCACACUGCCGUGGCACCGGGGCAUAUGAUACCAGUAGCAUCAAGACCUGUACUACCUGCAACGGCAGAGGAAUCCGCGUAACAAGAGUUCAUCUCGGCCCUGGAAUGUACCAAGAAAUGCAGCGAACAUGCGAGUCUUGCAGCGGGAAGGGUAGGGUUGUUAGCAAGUCUUGUAAAGAGUGCCGCGGUAGAAAGGUCAUGCCGAUGUCCCACUUUGAGACUCUCGAAGUUCAAAGGGGAAUGACCAACGGCGACGAAAUAGUGUUAAAGAAAGCUGGGGACAGACCACCUGAAUAUAUCGCGGGAGAUAUUAAGUUUGUGGUUUCUGUUCUUCCGCAUCCCGUUUUUGUAAGGCGAGGAGACGACUUGGCUGCAAAUAUCGUCGUCACCCUGAAGGAGGCACUCUUCGGAUUUAAGAGAGCAAUUGAGCACCUGGACGGCCGGCAGAUCACCGUCCAGACCAGCGGUGUAACGCAACCCGAACACGUCCUCAUCAUAAAAGGGGAGGGGAUGCCCCCUCGUGACUACCACGGCGACUUUGGAGAUAUGCACGUGACCGUCCGAGUCAUCUUUCCUCGCAACUUUACCAAAGAAGAAAGAGAACUCUUGGAGGGAGUCCUUUAAAGAAAAAUCUAUUUUUUAUUAUUAUGUAACUAUCGCCAAGAGAAGGUGUUUCAUAUGCUCAAAUAAACUUCUUAAA
Molecule: messenger RNA, 1171 nt
Organism: Zophobas morio
Lineage: Eukaryota; Metazoa; Arthropoda; Insecta; Coleoptera; Tenebrionidae
Product: dnaJ homolog subfamily A member 2-like
Exons: 11
Coding region: 4-1095 (363 amino acids)
Biological process (GO): protein refolding; response to heat
Cellular component (GO): cytoplasm
Molecular function (GO): ATP binding; Hsp70 protein binding
Source: RefSeq, a predicted model, not a curated record